GGUUCUGCAGACAGGGCAACCUUGGUGAUACUAGAUGUCUUGCAUACUGAGGUUCUUGGGCUGGGCAUCUGGAAGCUUCCCAACAGUGCACAACUUGGAAAGAAGCAAUGGAGAGAUGUCAGCUUAGCCUUGGGCUCAAUAAAACAAAGUACAACUCUUAAGAAGAGAAUUAUUAAGCAAGAGGAAGAUAAUAAAAAUUGAAAACAAAAGAGUUUCUGCAAGCAGCACGCUGACAAUAAGAGAAUCUGAUCUUAUGCCUUUUUAAAGCAUCUUUCAUGAUGGCAGAGAGUACACUCUGCAGAUUUCCAUGAGACCGUCUCAUCUAUGGCCACCUUGCGGAGAGCCACCUAUAUUGCCAUAUCUAAAGCUCAUUAACAUUUACAAAUUAAAAGCCAGUGGGAAAGAACAUAAUCUUGGCAACUGCCUCUUGGGAAAUCUUACAACUGCAAGAGCGCCAUGGAAGAGUGCUUUAAAUACCAUCAUGGUUCAUCCAACCUCCUCACAAUUGUAUAGGAGGGCAUGUGGCCAAAGGCCUUGCAGGGAAGAGAUCGGGGUGCCCAAGCUCACGAUUGGCUGGGGGAGAAUGAUGCUGAGCGAGCCACUUAGCCCGCUCUUGCUUCAUGAGGAGCACGCCACAUGCUUCUUUGCACAUUCUUUUAAAUCCUCGUGUGGUUGGCAUUUGGAAAAAUAUCGACUGCAACCAGACGUCGCAAUCCUGAUGACAGCUCUUGAAAUCCCGUCUUUCUCACAGCAACGUCUACUGUCAGCUCCCCACCCUUGUCACCAGAGAGCCUUCCCCACCCAAGUUGCACUCCAAAUAGAAAGAAUUUCAGAUGUGCUUGUCCUGCUGUCUCCUCCGAAGGCCUUGACAAAUAUUCAGGUGGUAAAUAGCUCGAGAGAAAUGCUGCUGAUAAAAUUAGUUCAAAUAUUUCGCAGAAAACAAAACCUGACACCAUCACGAUACUUGAUAGCUCAGCACUUCCGAACCUUUCCAAACUCUCUUGCCCUCAAAGACCAAACGUGGGAUGAAUUGGGAGAUUGGGAUUGACGUAUAUACACU
This is a messenger RNA of Kogia breviceps (pygmy sperm whale), 1060 nucleotides long. Lineage: Eukaryota; Metazoa; Chordata; Mammalia; Artiodactyla; Physeteridae. The record is from RefSeq and is a predicted model, not a curated record.